AUGGAAUCUCAGGACGGAAUCUCCGUCCGGCCUAUGAGGCUGAAGGUGCUUUAUACAUUCGACGAUGCCAGUAAGACGAAUUGCUUGGCUCGCUGGCCCCAUCUCCUCGACAUCCAGUGUGCCGCCUUGGACGAAAAAACUCAUGUUGGAGUGAUCGAGUUGAAAACGUGUAUUCAAGCCAUUGUCUCUGCGAGUCCGGAAUUGGUGGCCCAACUGGGGCAGGAUUACACGGUCUACGCCUACGACUACUCGGAAUAUGAGACGCCCCUGGUCGGGCAAGGCAUGCUAUCAUGGCUGCUGGCCUCCGCCUCCCCUACGCCCAAUGCCCCCGCACAUCAAUCCAAGACGAUGGUAACCGGUCGAGUCUGCAAAAAUGUGCUGGGUCUUUUCUCGAAGGGCGCUCAGGAAACCCUCGAAGUCAAACUGCGGCUGGUACCAGUUCCCUCGGUCAUGCAGAACGAGUACCUUGACAACAUGCAAAAAUACCGGGAAAUCAGCAACAACAUUCCACGAGAUUUCGAUACACAAUCCUGGAACAGCUUCCACCGUCAGAAUUCCAAUAUGUUGGCUUCGGGCCGGAUGUCUUCUCCUAUGGAUCACUCCGGAAUUGAACGAUUCCACCAGCUGCUCAGCGAGGGAUCCACCCCAAGGGAUUUUCAGAUGGCCACGAACGGAUCCUACCGAUCAGUCUCGCCAGCACAGUCCGCCGUGGCGCCUAUGAGCAGGGUCUCUACCCCAUUCGGUCAACAUCAAUCGUUUCAACAGGACCAACAGUCGACCCAGCAGACGGAUAGAAUUCAGGGGGAUAUGAUUCGUCCUUCGUCUAGUGCUUCGAUGCGUGAUGCGGACUUUGCAGCCCAUGCACGUUAUGCCAGCCGCCGAGGAUCCGUUCAAUCCGGCUACGGUAGCUGUGACGAACACGUGGACUCUCAACCUCGCAAGCGGGCUAAGCUGUACCGUGCUGACGGACCUGGCAAACCUGAACUGAACAUUGAAAGACAGCCUAGUUCCCUCCGCGUGGCAGCAAGCACGGCCGCCUCCGUUCGAAUCCACCGUCCCACCCCAAUCAACCCUUCCAUUGCGGCCGCCCAGAACUCGAAUGAGGAGCCCGUCCGCCCCCCAACUCCUAUCUCCGGUGCAAACGACCUUCCCCGUCGAUCCCGCCCUCCCCCGAGCCUAUUGCGGGAAUCAUCUGUUCAGAGCAUGAACCAGUACACGUCGCCCUAUCCGACGAGCGACGAUCAAACCCCCGCCGAGCCGCCCAACCACUCGCCAGAGGAAUCCCGAUACCAGGGCCUUUUUGAGCCUUCGUUCAGCAUGCCUUCGUCUCCCCCUGUCCUUGACUGUGGAUUCCCGAACCGUUCGAGUCCCGUCCUCCCGCCUAUGACCACUGAUCCCGACUCUGGUUUCAUGAGCGGUGGUAUUGAAGAACUUAUGGACGAGGAUAUGGGUACACCAUUGGAUGACUGUGCACCAACCUCUAAAAACGGAACGAAGCAAAAACGAACCGUUCGUCAGGGUGUACAAGCUGGCUCCCCGGCGAGCGCGCCUGCGAAUGUCGAAACCCCUAAUGACGGCACCUUGGUCAACGUCGGAAACCCAGAGAAUUCUGCGAAGGAUGCCACAUCUGUGCUCCCUCGUGCUCCUGCGAGUGUUGCAGGCUCAAGGCCGUCUUCGCGAGCGAGCUUUCGGCAAGCACCUAAGCCUCUGGCCCCUGCUCCCAUCUCACAGAGUGAGCUGGAGCAGCUUAUAAGUGCGAUUCCCGCGAGUGAUCCAGUCAUGCCCUCCAACAAUAACAACAACCUCCAAGGGCAAAACUCUCAGCCCUGGAACGGUCCAAUGAGUGAUAUCCCUACCGCCGAGACCCCAGCUGCUCAGCCCAUGGCUGCUGAGGACAGGAAGAUUCGCAGUGGAGCCGGAGCUAGACGGCUCAAGCAGGUGCAGGCCCGUCUGGACAAAUGUAUCCGGGAUGGACAGGCACCGCCUUUCUGUGAAAACUGCGGUGUGAUUGAGACACCUACUUGGCGCCGGGCUUGGUCUAAGGAAAUUGAGGGCAGCGAGCAGGAAGCCAACGAGCUUACCAAAGAUCCGACCGUGUUCUUCUGGCAGUCGCUGAAAAAAGAUGAACAAGACAAAGUCAUAAAAUUCAAGAUUUACAAGAAGAGCUUAGUCGACGCCGACAAUGACUUUGUUCAAGUCCUUCUUUGUAACCCCUGCGGUCUGUGGCUUCAUAAGUUCAAGUGCAUGCGCCCGGAAAACAAAUGGAACAAGUCUUCCAACAACAAGAGAAAGCGUCCCCCAAGGAACCGCAAGACUGGCGGCCCGCUCUCAACGAACGAUACUGCGACGAGAAACCGCAAACCCGAAUCUGCUAAGGUGGACGGAUCAUCUCCCGGAGCCUCCGAUGCCUCGUCGCCGAACGAAGAUCCUGCGACCCCCCGCGCAGAGAAUGGUGGCAGCAAGAAAAGCGGCGGCAACGACGAAAAUGCCCAGGAAAACAACGACGAUGCCGACGAACUGCCCUCGAAGCGACGUCGAGCCACCAGCCUAGAGCCUCGGAAAUCAUCGGACACUUCCGGAAACCGUUGGCAAGAGCAGAACGCGGUGGACGCUCUUCGGCGCGCCAUCCAGUCUAGUCCAGCUCGGAAUCUCGAACACCGCAGUUCUGCAGCGCUGGGUGAGAAAACUCUUACUCCCAAGCCCGUCAGGAGAGUUCUGUUUCCUAAUUCCCAAAAUGAGGGAGGGCCUUUGAAAGCUCUAGGCGAGUCAGUUCUGAACAGUCCGCGACGUAGCCCCCGCAUUGCGUCUCGUGAAUCAGACAAGCGGCCUCAGGACAAAGAGAACGGCGGCAGCAGCAGUAAUACUGCUGACCUGGACGGCCUGUUCGAGAGUCCUUCUUUUGAUUUCGAUCUGCCUACCAGCCCUACUCCCAGAAGACGCAAUCCUCGCGCAGGCGUUUUGAGUGAAAAGCGUCUCUCCCUGCCGUACAACUCGCCUUCGUCGUCGAAAUCACGCAAGGACGUCGGUUCGGAUCUGUCGCCGACCAAGUUGACUGCACAAAGGUUGCAGCGUAUCCAGAGCAGCCCGGCGUCGUCUACCCCGCGUCAAGGCAGAACGCCCAAACAGUCUCGCUCGCAGAUGCCCGAUAUGUCUUCUCUAUCGGACGAUGCGUUCGGGUCCGAAGCAUUCGGCGGGAUUAACAAUAUGGUGGUCGAUAUCUUCUCCGAGGAUGCAUCGGCAGCACACACCGAUUCGCUGUUUGCCUUCGAGGCAUCCAAAUGUCCAUCCAGCAGCAACUGGGUCGACUGGCUUCCGUCCGACUACGUCUCCCCCGCCGGAUCCGACGAGGAUCAAAACGCGGACUUGAUCAGCGCCAUCCUCUCCGAUCCGGGGAUGGGUAAAGAAAACAUCGACGGUUCCCAGUUUGACAUCUUUGAUUAUGCCGAUUCAAACCUCCUGGAUUCUGGCUUUUUCGGAUCCGAUGCCCUCAACGCCGAUCUGAUGGCCUUGGGAGUCAAGCCCAAGCCAUCGACGGAGGAGUCGGCCGAUAAGGAACAAGGCUCCAGUGCGAAUAAUGCCUAA
This is a messenger RNA of Aspergillus steynii IBT 23096, 3582 nucleotides long. Its product is annotated as putative GATA transcription factor (Ams2). Gene Ontology annotation, biological process: silent mating-type cassette heterochromatin formation; regulation of transcription by RNA polymerase II; rDNA heterochromatin formation. Bases 1 to 3582 code for a protein of 1193 amino acids. Gene Ontology annotation, molecular function: zinc ion binding; sequence-specific DNA binding. The record is from RefSeq and is a predicted model, not a curated record. NCBI's taxonomy places the organism in Eukaryota, Fungi, Ascomycota, Eurotiomycetes, Eurotiales, Aspergillaceae. The transcript has 4 exons.